AUGGGCAACAGAGCUCCUUAUGCUGUUUCAUUUCUAUUAAGGUUUAUCUAUGCGGUUAUGCAGAUACUUACUAAAGUUGCUUUUAACCAAGGUACAAGUACAUACGUUCUUGUUUUCUACAGGCAUUUAAUAGGUACCAUGUUCCUACUGCCUAUUGCUUUUGUAAUUGAAAGGAUGUCUGCUUCUCUUAACAUAUCAUGUGUCGGUCUCAAUUAUGCUUCAGCAACUUCUGCUUCUGCAGUACUAAAUCUCCUACCAGUGUUAACUUUCUUUUUGGCUCUUCUAUUGGGAAUGGAGUCUUUGCAAUUAAAGAGCUUCCAUGGGAUUGUGAAAGUUUCUGGUAUAGUGAUUUGUGCGGCGGGUGUUACUGUACUAGCGUUAUACCAAGGACCGGAGCUCAAAUCUAUAGUCCAUCACCCUAUUUUCCGUCACCCAAGUCGAGUUGAUACUCAUCCAUCAAGGAGCUGGAUAUUGGGAAUUCUCCUGCAGUCUCUUGCGACUGUAAUGUUUGCGCUUUGGACAGUGUUUCAGGGCCCUUUGCUGGAGGAGUAUCCGUCCAUGCUGCUUAACACGAGCCUUCAGAUUGUCUUUGCGACUAUCCAAUCAUUUUUUAUGGCUCUAGUGAUGGAGAGGGACUUUUCAAGAUGGAAGUUGGGACUGGAUGUAGGUCUUGUGGCGAUCAUCUAUUGUGGUGUAUUUGUUACCGCAUUGGCAAACUACCUGCAAAUCUGGGUGAUUGGCAGGUGCGGCCCAGUAUUCCUGGCCAUGACAGUACCCCUAAUUUUGGUUAUCACAAUCAUUCUCUCACUUCUUAUAGGAGAAGCUGUUACCCUUGGAAGUGUAAUAAGUGGCGCGCUCAUGGUUGCUGGCCUGUACAAUGUUCUCUGGGGGAAGAGAAUAGAGCAAGUAGCUCUCUGCAAGCAAGGAGGUAGCGGAGAAAAUGGAUCAUGCUUAGAUUUGGAGGAACAAGAAAGCGGUGCACCAGUUCCAGCAACGCGGGAUUCAAUCAAGCCAGUACCAGGUUUGAUGGAGAGAACUGAUACAUCAAGCUGA
This is a messenger RNA of Triticum turgidum subsp. durum (durum wheat), 1053 nucleotides long. The record is from the annotation of a GenBank genome assembly. NCBI's taxonomy places the organism in Eukaryota, Viridiplantae, Streptophyta, Magnoliopsida, Poales, Poaceae.